GUAGGCCCGGCGAGCACGUUGAUAUCGGUCAUUUCGUCGGCGAAGCUUGACGAAGCUAGUGGCGGCACGUUUCCGAUCCCACCGGGAGACUUGAGGUUCACACGGAUCCGUAAAGAGAAGCCACGCAGCGGAGGCAGGUAGUGUGCAACAAAUUAAAGUAGCCAUAACUGAUAUCACAGAAUCUUUGGCCGUCCCGUCGAACCGAGAAGGAGCACGGUAAUAUGGCAGACUACGUGAUCGACGAUGCUGGUCAGGACGAGAAGUUCCCCAUCCGAGAAGACGGCCUCUCAGCAGCGCAGCUUCUCUCAGGUGGGGACGGCUUGACGUAUAACGACUUCAUCAUCCUCCCUGGGUACAUCGACUUCACUGCUGACGAGGUAGAUCUCUCGUCACCGUUGACUAGAAAAAUCACCCUCAAAGCACCGCUCGUCUCUUCCCCAAUGGACACAGUCACAGAGUCCGAUAUGGCGAUAGCAAUGGCCCUUUCAGGAGGAAUUGGUAUAAUCCACCAUAAUUGUACUCCGGAGUAUCAGGCAAACGAGGUUCACAAGGUGAAGAAAUACAAGCACGGAUUUAUCAGGGACCCGGUCGUUCUCUCCCCAAACCACACGGUCGGUGAUGUCCUGAAAGUGAAAUCCAAACAUGGGUUUUGCGGGGUUCCAAUAACAGAAAACGGCAGGCUUGGUGGAAAGCUUGUGGGGAUUGUAACAUCGAGGGACAUUGACUUUCUCGAAGACAUACCCAGCCAACAGAACCAAAAACUAGAAAAUGUAAUGACCAAACUGAACAAUCUGAUCACUGGAACUUCUGGAGUCACUUUGCAGGAGGCUAAUUCUAUCCUUGAAAAGUCAAAAAAAGGCAAACUCCCAAUAAUUAAUGAGAAUGGUGAACUUGUAGCCCUGAUGGCAAGAACUGAUCUGAAGAAGAAUCGGAGCUACCCAAACGCCAGCAAGGAUGAGAACAAACAGCUUCUGGUUGGCGCAGCGAUUGGAACUCGUGAGGGAGAUAAGCAGAGGCUACAACUGCUGGCAGCUUCCAAAGUCGACGUAGUUGUGCUGGAUUCGUCACAAGGAAACUCCAAGUACCAAAUUGACAUGAUUAGGUACAUCAAAUCAAAGUAUCCAGAGCUGCAAGUCAUCGCAGGUAAUGUUGUUACAAGUAUGCAAGCCAGAAACCUCAUACGAGCAGGGGCUGACGGUCUUAGAGUUGGGAUGGGGUCAGGAUCGAUCUGCAUAACUCAGGAGGUGACAGCUGUUGGUAGGGCACAAGCCACAGCAGUAUACAACGUCUCUGAGUAUGCCAGGAAGUUUGGAGUCCCUGUGAUCGCAGAUGGUGGUAUACAGUCUAUUGGCCAUAUAAUCAAGGGGCUGAGCUUAGGUGCAAGUACAGUAAUGAUGGGAUCGCUGCUGGCUGGUACAUCAGAAGCUCCAGGAGAGUAUUUCUUCAGUGAUGGAGUGCGCUUGAAGAAGUACAGAGGGAUGGGAUCGCUGGACGCUAUGAACAGGGAAGAUGCAAGGGGCUCAGCGAUGGAUAGAUACUUUCAUAACGAGAUGGACAAGCUGAAGGUAGCGCAAGGGGUCAGUGGAUCGAUAGUUGACAAGGGCACAGUUCUCAAAUUUCUGCCAUACCUCCAAUGCGGAAUCAAGCAUGGUUGUCAAGAUAUUGGAGCCAAAUCCAUAUCAGCGUUACGAUCCAUGAUGUACAGCGGAGAGCUCAAAUUUGAAAGGCGAUCACAGUCAGCGCAGUUAGAGGGUAACGUGCAUGGAUUAUUUUCAUAUGAAAAAAGAUUAUACUAAAUAUUUCCUUCAAUUCCUAGAUGGUUACUUGCAGGUUUAAUUGAAAGACCUUAAUUUUUGAGGCUGAAGUUAGUAACAUUAUCAUAAUGAAAAAUUGAGAUAAAAAUCACUAUUUUAUAUCUUCAGAAUAACUUGCAAGGAGUUGAAUAUCCAGUACAUAAGUUUGUUCAUGAUGUAUGAGGGUUUAUAAAAUUUCAUUCAACUCUCAAGUUACGAAGUAAUGAUUUUUUCUAUGAAUGCAUCAGUGCAAUAAUGUUACUCCAACUUCACCCUAAUUUAUGGUAUAGUGAAUGAUAAACUUGUGUUUGCAUAAUAUUAGUAAAGCAUCAAAUUUAUCGUUUUUUAUUUUUAUCGUAAUUUAUAGUUAAGCAUCAAAAACAACUAAUUUAUAGUGAUAGAAUUACUCAUAGUUUUUUAUUUAAUUUUGUUUUUUUCCUUCACAAUUUCUGAUCUUACAGAUUGCUGCAAGAAUCUAAGUACUUUUAUAUUGUAGAAAUGAAAGUUCAGCUCAUCGUAUUUUUCCUAACGGUAUUCCAAACUGAAUUACAAGUUAGUGAAAUUUAAUUUCAAAUUAGAUUUAUUUUGAACGUAUUUUAUAAUGUUACAAUGUAAAAGUUUUGGUUGUUUAUUUAUAAUAGUACUGACAAAUUUCUGUUUUAUCAGAACAUAUAUGUAUAUAUUUUGCUCAUGAUGUAUUUCAAACAACCUUGCCAAAUCAAUUGGCGUCUCCAGUUUUGUAACCAGUUCAAUUAAUAUAAAUAUUUCAUAGGUCUUUAUAAAUUCAUAAAAAUAUUUUGUGUGUAUUACAUACAUAUACAUAGAUAUACAUAUAUUUCUAGUUUAUAUAUUCGGUAUAAUUAUAAGUACAUUAGGUUGAGCAUGUAAUCGCCCACAGGAUUGCUAAAAACUGUACUUAAAGUCUCAAAUUGACACAAUCCUGAGACCUUACAUAAUAAUCUGAGGUGGAUUAUCAUAAUAUUCAGUAAACUUGACCAAUUAUUUGUAUGUCGAUUACAUUAAAGAAAUUUAGUUCGAGUAAACAAAACUGCAUACGGAUCGAUAUUCGUAUCCGUACUAAUGAAUUUCAUCAUUUUGUUGUAAGUAAUUUUAAUUCGAAAAUAUUCCGAAACCACGUUAUUUACACCAGAUAUUUUAUCAACAAAUAUAUUUUAUACCAAGAUAUUAUUGUAAUACCUCAAUUAAAUACAAUUGCAAGAUGACGAGAUGUCCCGAAUUUAUCUUACCCGUCUCUAUAUUACGCACACCUGCAGGUAAAUGUUUUCACGUGCAAGAGUAGUGCCAAAGUGUAAGCAUUCAAAGUUAUUAUUCGUGCAUUUACAAGGCAUUGAUGCACACCUACAACGGUGUAAAGGAGCUUGGAACUGUGAAAUGAGUUAUCCACAUACUGGCGGAUUAUAUUCCAAUGAAGCCAUGCGCAUAGAUCCAUAUUAGCGUCGGACGACAUUCUCCCAAAUCAAUGCGUUGAGGGCUUCAGCGCAAUAGUUCAAGCACUGAUUAUGAAUUCCACUUCUCCUGCUAGACACCUUGGAAGCGAUACAGAAAAACAGGCUUUGACACGAC
This is a messenger RNA of Neodiprion fabricii, 3377 nucleotides long. RefSeq names its product inosine-5'-monophosphate dehydrogenase-like (gene ras). The transcript has 2 exons. Gene Ontology annotation, cellular component: cytoplasm. The record is from RefSeq and is a predicted model, not a curated record. Gene Ontology annotation, molecular function: IMP dehydrogenase activity. Bases 222 to 1796 code for a protein of 524 amino acids. Gene Ontology annotation, biological process: GTP biosynthetic process. NCBI's taxonomy places the organism in Eukaryota, Metazoa, Arthropoda, Insecta, Hymenoptera, Diprionidae.